CCCGCAACGACGACCAUCCUAUGACGAGGUCAACACCAUGGCUACACCACGUCCUCCCACGCAGCUCAAUGAAUAUCCAUCGCGCGAGGAUCCUGUAUUUCCGACGAGCCUCACAGUUUCAAGCUGUCCCCAGGAUCAGAUCCCCGAUCGGUGACACUUACCGCGCAAUUUCCACCUCUACAUUUCAACGCGGCAGACUUUCGAGAACAGGUGGGGUGUUGAGAGUGGACCUGAGCGCAAACUCGAGGAGACAAGUUGAAAGAUAUAGGACAGGAAUUAUGGCACCUCCCCGGGUAGAGCUGGAGAAGCAGUACAUGUCUACAAAAGCAGCGAAGAAAAUCUCUGAGCCUCGACCGAGUGCCAGCAUCCUCCUCAUCUCUCCCAAGAACCAAAUCCUCCUCCUCCACCGCGUGCGAACAUCCUCCUCCUUCCCAUCGGCACACGUCUUCCCCGGCGGAAACCUCUCGCCAAGUGAUGGACAUAUCCCCGCUCCAAAUGAUAAGGAUAGACAUGUAGAUGGACGGAGUUACAGGAUUGGUGCUAUCAGAGAAUGCUUUGAGGAGAGUGGGAUUUUACUUGCAAGGAGGAAAGAUGGAGUGGGCUUACUGGAGGUGGAAGAUGAAGUAAGAGAGAAAGGAAGGAGGGAUGUACAUGAGGGGAAGAUUGCAUUUGAGAAGUGGGUGGAGGGAUUGGGUGGUGUGGUUGAUAUUGGUGAGUUUGAAUCUCUCCCAUUCUUCUCUCUUGCUGUGAUCUGGUUGCUCCUUAGCGAAGAAGACAUAGUAAUUAAGAAUACAGACUCCCUGCAUCCUUUCUCACGCUGGAUCACGCCCACAAACGUCCCCAAACGCUUCACAACCCAAAUGUAUAUCUACUUCCUCCCUCUCACCCAGGACACAACCUCAACCACGACUUCAUCAUCCAACUCCAUAACAGAAUCCGUAAUCCCACCCCCAACAUCAGACGGCGGUCUAGAACAUACAGCCGCCCUCUUCGCCCCGUGUUCAACUUGGCUCUCCCGAGCCCGCAAAAACGAAAUAAUCCUUUUCCCACCCCAAUUCUACCUCAUGUACCUACUAGCGCCAUUCCUCACCCCACUGUCAACACCUUCCCAAUCACAACUCCAAGCCCAACGAGAUUCUGUCUUAGAGUUCUUGAAAGGAGAUGGAGGCGACGGCAAAGGCAUCACAUGGGCGGACAAGGUCAUGAGUCCGACGGGGCUUCUCAUGCGGAAGAGUGAUGGAAGGAGUGUCUUGGCACUGGAUAAGCCGGGGCCUGAGUUAAAGGGGAGUACCAGGGGUGGGGAUGAGGAGAGGGUGGUGCUUGUGAAAUUUGGCAAGGAGGGGCCGAGAGAUGUGGAUGUUAGGUGGAGGAGGGAAGUCUUAGGGGAGGAGAGGGAUCAGCAGGAGGUAGGGAAAGACGCGAAGCUUUGAAUGCAUAGAGCUCGAGGUGGUUGAAGUUAUGGUAUUUUUGAUCCUUUGAAUGGGGAUUAGACUAGAGCACAUACCUACGAUCGAGCUAGAUAAAGGCUUGGAUAAUGGCAUCUUACAGCUGAAUAGAGGUAGACGGUACCAACACAGGAAGCUUAUCGUCGAUGACUGUCUGAAAUUUUUUGCUGGUGUGAAUUUUUCCCUUUACACAUUGCAGCGGCAGCGUGCCAGGAUUGAGCGUCUUGCAGAAUCCGAUCCAUAAAAUCAAGAUCUACAGUCUGUCAGUAUAGCGAAGAGCCUCGAAGAUAUGUUCACCUGUGCUGGAACUCGGACUUCUUUUGGUAGGCAAGGCCACUGUCAGAGCCAUGGUAUUCGCCCUCGUCCCAGAGCUACAUGGUCGAAGAAUUUUUGAUGCUCUGCAAUCGUGCCAUCGAAAAUGCUGCCAGCUUCGCCUCCACAAUUGUUCUUCUGGGUCUAAUUACUCGAGUCAUCGUAAUCUCAACGACUUUGGUAAUGGAGGGAUAAUAAUGACCAAGAAUGCC
This is a messenger RNA of Cadophora gregata, 1969 nucleotides long. RefSeq lists its product as uncharacterized. Bases 21 to 1430 code for a protein of 469 amino acids. The record is from RefSeq and is a predicted model, not a curated record. NCBI's taxonomy places the organism in Eukaryota, Fungi, Ascomycota, Leotiomycetes, Helotiales, Ploettnerulaceae. Gene Ontology annotation, cellular component: mitochondrion. The transcript has 2 exons. Gene Ontology annotation, molecular function: hydrolase activity, acting on acid anhydrides, in phosphorus-containing anhydrides.